UAACCCAAAAAAAACCAAGCACAAAUCGUUCAAAGAAGAAGCGUGAUAAAAAAUAUAUUUCUUGGAAACUUUUUCACUAUAAUAUUAAAUAUCGAGAUUUUUAUGUAUUAUAAUUGAAAAAUAAAAUUAAAAAAAAAAAAAAAAUGGAAGAAUCAAAAUAUUUUCCAAAUCAAUGUAUCAUUUGUCAAUCGACAAUGAAAUUAAGAAAAUGCACUGGAUGUAAUAUGGUUCAAUAUUGUGAUAAAAGUCAUCAAUUACAACAUUGGCCACAACAUAAAUCAUUUUGUAAGGCAAUUGGAAAAAUUUUAGAAAGAAAAAAAAUUACACACAUUUAUGAGAAACUUGCAAAUAAAUCUUUUGAUACUUGGUUAUCGGAAAUAAUUUUAAUAACUGAAGAUAUCACAAAACAUUUAAAACGAAUUCCAAAUUCAAUUGAAACAAAUAUAUUAAAAUAUCCCCGUGUAUGUUUCAUUUGUCGUGAAGCUAAACAAGAAAAAUUGAAAAAUUGUCCAAAUUGUCCAUUUGCAAGUUUUUGCGAACAACAUCCAAAUAGUGAAAUACACAAUAGAAAUUGUCUUAUAUUAAAAAAUCGUUACGAUGAUAUUAAAUGUAAAUUAACAUUAAGUUUGACAUUUUCUUUAGACGAUAUUGUCAAAGAAUUUGCAAUGGGUACAAAAAUUUCAAAAAUAAAUGACGAAUCACUAACAACGUUAAAACAAUUUUUUGAUAACUACACAAAACCAGUACGUGAAAUACCAGAAAUUGAAAAAAUUAUUGUCUCUGAAUUUUUUAGCGUUUCAUUGACAAUAUUUCAAACUUUACAAAUGAUUUACUAUGAAAAUUUCCCAACGGAAAUUAUUAUUCAUCUUGAUAUUUCUGGUGGUCCAGAUGAAUUUAUAAUUUGUGAUAAUUAUUGGGAAAUACUUCUACAUUUAUUACCAGAUAUUAAGAGUUUAAAAAUAAUUAUUUGCGAGGCAAAAUUAACAUAUGCAAAUAAAUCAUCACUUUGUAAUGAUUGUAAAUUAAAGAAGAAAAAAAUAUUCAUUGAAACACAAACAAUGCCCUAUGAAAUUUAUUUAACACAAUCAAAUUAUCAACAACCAUCUCUAAUUUCUUAUUUUAAUGUACGUCCAUUAAAAAAUGAAAAUAUAGUCAAAAAAUAUUGGCAAAAAAUAAUUGAAAAAUUUGGUAAAAUUAAUUGUCCAAUUGUUUUUUUAACAUUUAAUGAAGAAAUAUUGAGAGUGAUUAAAAAAGAUGUUUUAAAUUCACCAAUAAAAUUUAACAUUAUUUACAGUGGAUUUAAUAAUUUUGCACCAUUAACGUAUCUUGAAUUAAAUGUCGAUGGUACUCUAUUUCGAACUUCGCAAUUUUUAAUUAUUCUUCAACAACGAAUUAAUGGGAAAAAUAAUUCCAAAUCAAUUAUUACAAAAGGAAAUCGUCCACGUACAUAUUUUUAUCAUCAAAUUUGUCAUGUUUGUCAUAAAUAUCAGGCAAAAAUUACAUGUAAUCGUUGUCGAAUUAUUUCCUAUUGUGGCAAUAAACAUCGUAAUCAAGAUCAAAUUCAACAUAAAGAUAUUUGUCGUGCAAUUUUGAUUUUAUUAAAUGAAAUGAGUACGGUGAAUCUUUUUGAAAAUGUAAAAACAACAGAUUCGGAUUUAUGGCUACGUGCAAAAAUUGAUAUAAUGAAAAAAGUAAAAGCAAAACUUGGCAGAGAAAUGGAGGAAUUUGAGGAGCAAAUGUUUUUAUUUCCCAAAGCUUGUGCCAUUUGUCAUGACAGUGAUUUGAGUUUAUUGAAAAUUUGCGAUUGUGGGGCAUUUCUCUGUAAAAUUCACAACAAAGAUGAAAAACACAAAAAAUUGUGUAAAAUAUUAUCCUUUGCCUACGCAAUUUGUACAAAGGAAAACGAUUCAAAUUCAACAUUGGAAAUAAAUUCUGCUAAAGGUCUCUAUGAAAAAUUACCAUCGUCAAUGAUUGGAUUUUUAAAUUCAAAUUUUGUAAUAUCAAGAAAAUAUGAAAAUAAAAUGGAUAUUAAUUGUCAUCAACGUCUAAUGACAUCAAAUUUAAUAACUUCUUCGCUAACAUUAAGAUAUUUUAUAAAUAAAUUCGAUUCAUUUCUUACAAUGCAAACAAUGGUGAUUCAUAUUAUUGGCGUAAAGGAAAAAGAUUUUAUAGAAGAAAAUUCGUGGAAAAUCUUUUUAUACUCGAUGAAAGAAUUAAAAGAUUUGAAAAUUAUUUUCAUUGGACCUCAAGUUCCAAAUUGUCCCGAAACAAUAAUUGUUGAAACUUCUGAUUUUCAUGCAAUUGGUGUGAAACGAUUAAAAAUCGAAUAUCGUAGUAUAACAUAUGAUAAAUAUUUUACGAGUAAAAAAUUUAUAAAACCGCAAAUAAUUUUAGGAUGUAAUCUCAAUAUUCAUGAGAGUAAAUUAUUUGAAAUUUCGAAAAAUACUUGGAAGGAGACAAUUUUAACGGUGGAAAAAGUUGGUGUUCCAUUUAUUUUAACAUCGGGUACAAAAGAACGUGCCGAAAUGGAGCAUAAAAUAAUUUGCGAUCUUCUUGGAAAAUCUGUGAAUUUUCAAUUUUUUCAAGAAAAUCCAUUUGCUUCAUUAUGUCCGGAACGAGAUUUUGAAACAGAGGGUGUUAUGUAUGCAAAUAAAUUUGUAAUUGCCUAUGUUUGGAAAUAUAAAAAUUCGUCAAAUUUACUUCAAGAAAAUGAAAUCAAAAUUAAUGAGAUUAAUGAGAAUUCUCAAUUGGCAACAAAUAUUACAACACAAGAAAAUAAUUCAGAGGCAAAAGAAAUUAUUGUCAAAGACACUGAAGCGGAGAAAAUAAAAGUUUUUUGUGAAAAUUUAGAAAAAGAUGAAAAUAUUGAAAAAACAGAUUUAUUCUUACUUAAGUGUAAUAAAUUUCUUAUUGGAGAAAAUGAAAAAUUAAAGGAACAACUAAAUGCAGCGAAUGUUCAAAUUAAAGAACAGAAAAAUAUGAUUUUAGAAUUAAAAAAAAUUUAUUCCAAUUUCGUUGAAAACAAUCGAAUUUUAGAAUUGGAAAAAAUUUAUAACGAUUUCGUUAAAAAAUUUAAUGAAAAUAUUAAUUAAACGUGUAAGAAUUAAAAAAUUCUUUUAAACUUUCAACAUAAAUUUGUGUUAAAAAUGUAUUACUUUUUAUUUUAUUUGGUUAAGAUAUUAAAAUCUUUUUAUUUUAUUUAAGAUAUUAAAAUGUGACGCAUUUUUACUUGUUAAUU
Leptopilina boulardi is the source of this 3238-nucleotide messenger RNA. RefSeq lists its product as uncharacterized. The coding region runs from base 144 to 3092 and encodes 982 amino acids. The transcript is spliced from 3 exons. Gene Ontology annotation, cellular component: extrinsic component of mitochondrial inner membrane. Lineage: Eukaryota; Metazoa; Arthropoda; Insecta; Hymenoptera; Figitidae. The record is from RefSeq and is a predicted model, not a curated record.